CUCGCCCGCUCCCUGGCCGCGCUCUCCGCCCUCCUUCUUUGCGGGGCGCCGGAGCGACUGAGCGACGGAAGAGCCAGGCAGUGCGGAGAAGUUGUGUGGCCAUUUAGCAAGUAUGAGUCUGCUAAACUGUGAAGACAGCUGCGGUGGCAACCAGCCGGAAAGUGACUGUUGCCCCGCCAUGGCCAGUGCCUGCAGCACCGGUGCCAAGGAGGACAGCAUAAACGGGAGCCCCGUUCCUGGGAACCUUUCCAGCUCCCUGAUGGAAGAGAUUCAAGGCUAUGAUGUGGAGUUUGAUCCACCCCUUGAAAGCAAAUACGAGUGUCCCAUCUGUCUGAUGGCGUUACGGGAAGCUGUGCAAACCCCAUGUGGCCAUCGCUUCUGCAAGGCCUGUAUUGUCAAGUCAAUAAGAGACGCGGGUCACAAAUGCCCUGUAGAUAAUGAAAUACUGCUGGAAAAUCAACUAUUUCCUGACAAUUUUGCUAAACGGGAAAUCCUCUCACUUACAGUGAAAUGUCCAAAUGAAGGUUGUCUGCUGAAAAUGGAACUGAGGCAUCUAGAGGAUCACCAGACACAUUGUGAGUUUGCACUUGUGGAAUGCUCACAGUGCCACCUUUCCUUUCGGAAAUAUCUCCUUCACAAUCAUAUGCUCACGGAGUGUCCAAGGCGGCAAGUGUCAUGUGUGAAUUGUGCUGCCCCAAUGCCAUUUGAAGAGAAAGAGUUCCAUGACCAGAACUGUCCACUGGCAACAGUCUUCUGUAAAUACUGCAACACCAUGCUCAUCCGCGAACAGAUGCCUAAUCACUAUGAUAUAGAUUGCCCAACAGCUCCAAUUCCAUGUACAUUCAGUACAUUUGGGUGUGAUAAGAAGAUGCAGAGGAAUCAUUUGGCACGCCACCUGCAAGAGGAUACUCUGGCCCACAUGCGCAUGAUGGCACAGGCCAUCCAGAACAUCAGCAUUGCAGCUUUUGAUCCGGGGGUGCCCCGGAUCCCCUCAGGAUGCCACCAGGAGGUUCAGAACUUCCAAGAAACCAUCCAGCAGUUGGAGAGUCGCCUUGUGAUGCAAGACCAUCAAAUCCGAGAGCUGACGGCCAAGAUGGAAACGCAGAGUGCUUGCGUAGGGGACCUCAAACGGACCAUUCGAACCCUCGAGGACAAGAUCACCGAGAUGGAGGCGCAGCAGUGCAAUGGCAUUUACAUCUGGAAAAUCAACAACUUUGGGAUGCAUUUGAAAUCCCAAGAAGAGGAGAAACCCGUAGUCAUCCACAGCCCUGGAUUCUACACUGGGAAACCCGGCUAUAAGCUCUGCAUGCGCCUUCACCUGCAGCUGCCCAGUGCUCAGCGCUGCGCUAACUACAUUUCCCUUUUUGUCCACACGAUGCAAGGUGAGUAUGACAGCCAUCUUCCCUGGCCCUUCCAGGGCACGAUACGCCUUACUAUUCUUGAUCAGUCUGAAGCCCCGGUGAGGCAGAAUCAUGAAGAGGUAAUGGACGCCAAGCCAGAUCUGCUGGCCUUCCAGAGACCCACCAUCCCCCGGAACCCCAAAGGUUUUGGCUACGUAACUUUCAUGCAUUUACAAGCCCUUAGACAAAGAACCUUCAUUAAAGAUGAUACUUUACUUGUGCGUUGUGAGGUUUUGACACGCCUGGACAUGAAUAGCUUACGGAGGGAGGGAUUUCAGCCACGCAGUACUGACGCAGGGGUGUAGAGCAUGGCCCCUGGCUUGUGAAAACGGACGCCGUCUGGAGUCUACGGUCGCUUUACCUGGCUUAUGUCACAACUGUAUCUUCCAGGCUUUAUUUCUGGUUGCCUGUGAAGUCGAUUCAAGAGCCUCAGCUCUCUAAAAACCUCUAACUAAUGAAACACAAACCAAAACAAUGGUUUAAAGAAAGAGUAUUUCAUUAUUCAGUCAUAAAGUCUGUACCAUUGCCUAAAAAUCAUUCAUCAAAAAUCUGAAUCCAUAUUAUCCCGAGUCCUCACUCUUUCUGAGACAAUCUAAAUUGAAACAGUUUUCCCUUAGAUAUGAACACUUUGUCUACUUCUGCAAAAGAAUGGAAUCCGAGAUGCCUUUAAUGUAUUUUAGCUGUUUUGUUAGUCUAAGGAUGUCUCUUCUUGUUUCUCAGAUCAAGUCAGAAGAGCAGCGCCAAAGGAUUUUCCUAUGAACUUUACCCAAAGAAUGUUAUGUUAUUUAUUAUCCAAAAGCCAUGAUGAAGCAAUUGAAAGCCUUUUCUUCUCUGGAUAAUCAUAAAUUUCCUUCUAACUAUGUUAUUUUGAUGAUAUUAGACUUAAGUAUAUUGAUAAUCACUACUGCCUUACCUACCCAGAAAGAACAGAUAGUUAGAAAUUUGAGUUCUCAAAAUUUUGACCUCCUUUUUUAGCUCUUGAGAUCUGGGGUAAAGUUCCCAUUUGCUGCUCUUUUUCUCCCAGGGAAUUUCUGGCUGCAAGCACAGUCAUUUAUAGCAGUUUUAAACCAAGAUGAUAAGUAUUUUUAUAAAGAACUUUGAACUUUGCAAAAGGCUUUUCACACUGUACAUGUGAAUGUUAGAGACUUUGAAUACUCAUUAUUGAAUAUUCUUGCAUCUUAAUUCAGUGCACUUUUCUUUGAAGACACAUAAGAGCAUUUUUACUUUCUAUCUUCUCUGUACUGGUUUUCUUAUGAACCUUAUGAGUAAUGUGCCCCGUGCAUAACACUCAUUGCCCCUAUGCUUACAGCCUUCUACAGUAUACGAGUAAUUCACUUUGCUCUCCUAAAUGAACCAUGAUUCCUACCCCUUUCUCCAAUAGCCGUAAACAAUCCAAAUAUAACUAACCCUAUUAUACGACUAGCUCUAGGUAGUAUCUUCAAAGGCUUCCUCCUCACAACGAACAUCCCUCCCCACCAUAAUUCCUAUACCAGCCCUAUCAAAAAUAUCAGCCCUAAUAGUAACUGUUGCAGGCAUCCUAAUUUCAAUUGAGCUAAAUAUGUUAACUAACAAAAUGCCAAUCACACCUCUAAUCCACACAUGUAACUUCUCAAACAUACUAGGUUAUUUCACACACAUUUUCCACCGACUAAACCCUCUGACAAGUCUACAAAUAGGUCAACACAUCGCUACCAUACUAAUUGAUUUAGGGUGAUAUGAAAAAACCGGACCAAAAGGUCAAGCUAACUUACACAGUUCCAUAUCUUCCACUAUUACUUCUAUUCAAAAAGGACUUAUUAAAUAUUACUUCCUUUCCUUCAUAAUCUCUACAACAUUAAUUCUUCUAAUCCUAUAACUAAAGACCACGAAUAACUUCCAAAACUACUAAAAUAGUAAUAAAUAAAAUCCAACCUAAUAACACCAUAGCCCAACCCCCACAACCGUACAACAAAGACACCCCGUUCCAAUCCUGACCUACACAGUAAUUACCCAACGAAUCAAACAAUUCAACAGCUGUAACCACCUCAACCUCCCCCGAUACAAUAAAUCAAACCAUCUCUAUUAACAAGCUGAGUAACAGCAUACUAAAAGCCACUAUAUUACCUACUCAGCUUUCAGGAUACUCCUCCUUAGCCAUAGCAGCAGUAUAACCAAACACCACCAACAUUCCUCCUAAAUAAAUCAAAAAUACAAUUAACCCCAAAAACGUACUAUUUAAACUGACAACAAUAGCACAGCCUAAGCCCCCACUAACCACAAGACUUAAACCCCCGUAUACAGAGGAGGGCUUAGAAGCAAAUGCCACAAACCCAAAAAUUAAUAACAAAGACAAUACAAAAAUAAGCAUCAUUUCCAUAUUAGUUUUAGUAUGGACUUAAACCAUAACCUAUGACCUGAAAAACCAUUGUUGUAAUUCAACUACAAAAACUAA
Sarcophilus harrisii (Tasmanian devil) is the source of this 3831-nucleotide messenger RNA. It is a transcript of the gene TRAF6, whose product is annotated as TNF receptor associated factor 6. The coding region runs from base 113 to 1705 and encodes 530 amino acids. The record is from RefSeq and is a predicted model, not a curated record. NCBI's taxonomy places the organism in Eukaryota, Metazoa, Chordata, Mammalia, Dasyuromorphia, Dasyuridae. The transcript is spliced from 7 exons. Gene Ontology annotation, biological process: positive regulation of JNK cascade; regulation of canonical NF-kappaB signal transduction; protein K63-linked ubiquitination. Gene Ontology annotation, cellular component: plasma membrane signaling receptor complex. Gene Ontology annotation, molecular function: ubiquitin protein ligase activity; tumor necrosis factor receptor binding; zinc ion binding.